AUGAUACGAAAUGAAGGGGACCUGACGAAAGAAAUUGAGAAGAGAAUAAGCAGCGCAACGAGAUUGUAUCUCGCGCUAACAAAAUCGAUUAUAGGAAGAAAGGAAGUAAGCAGGAAAACAAAGAUGACGAUAUUUAAGACAAUAUACCGACCUACAUUAAUACAUGGAAGUGAGAGCUGGGUGUUAAAUGAUCCGCUGAGGAGCAGAAUGCAGGUGAUAGAGAUGAAAUAUUUAAGAAGAGUGCAAGGACUAACACGAAGAGAUGAGAUACCAAACGAAAUAAUAAGAAAAGAACUCGAAAUAGACCCAGUACUACAAGUAAUUGAAAAUCAACGGCUAAAAUGGUUUGGAUACUUGAUAAGAAUGAGCGAACAACGGCCAACGAAAAGAGUAUGGGAACCAAGAAUUAUAAGUAAUAGGAAACGAGAUAGACCAAAACUUACAUGUAACGACGAAAUGGCAAAGAUACUGAGGAAAAGGAACCAAGAAUGGGACAGGGCGAAAUCUAUAGGGAAAAACAAAAGAGAAUGGAAUAAAAUGGUAUAUUGGGACGCAUGA
This is a messenger RNA of Zophobas morio, 558 nucleotides long. RefSeq lists its product as uncharacterized. The transcript has a single exon. The record is from RefSeq and is a predicted model, not a curated record. NCBI's taxonomy places the organism in Eukaryota, Metazoa, Arthropoda, Insecta, Coleoptera, Tenebrionidae. The coding region runs from base 1 to 558 and encodes 185 amino acids.